CUGAGGUGGAUUGAUUUUAGCAAUCUUAAAAAAUAAAAGAUUUCCUGCAGUAUUAGUCAUGUGAAGUUCUUUGCAAUGGUUCUCACAUGGCUUUUAUGCCUCAAUAGAUAUUAAAAACUGAGAAAUCAGAAGCAAGAAACUAUUCGGUGCCUACAGAAGUGAAACCACCACAUCUGUUCAUCCUUCUGAGGUACAGAUCUGAGUGGGAUAGAGGUACAGGUGUUCACUGUUCAAGUAUAACUUGCAACAUAAGGAAAUGGAGAAGGUGAUGAGUCUGAUGACCAUUCUGAAGCCUAAGCCAAAUCCACAGCAGCUUCUGAGGGAAUGGCAGCGCAGGCUUCGCCAAGAGUGUCGCAACAUUGAGCGGCAAAUUGGCGAUAUACAGAGAGAAGAAAAAAAUGUGCAGAAGGCGAUUAGAGAAGCUGCCAAGAUGAAUGACAUUGGCUCUGCAAAGGCACUCGCUAAGGAACUUGUGAGAUCUAGAAAAACAGUGAACCGGCUUCAUGAAAAUAAGGCACAAUUGAAUUCAAUAUCAAUGCAUCUCGGAGAGAGUGUUGCUAUUGCUCGUACUGUGGGACAUCUAUCAAAGAGUGCUGAGGUUAUGAAACUCGUUAAUAACCUCAUGAAGGCUCCUGAAAUGGCUGUAGCAAUGCAAGAGUUCAGCAAAGAAAUGACAAAGGGAUGUUGCAACACUUCAAGGGCAGGCAUUAUUGAGGAGAUAGUAAAUGAUGCUGUUGACACAGCACUAGACUCCGAGGACAUAGAAGACGAGAUGGAAGAAGAAGUUGAUAAAGUCUUAACUGCUAUAGCUGGUGAGACAGCCGCGCAACUUCCUGAAUCUGUGAGGAAAGUAAAGCUGAAGCAACCUGCUCAAAGCGUUGGAGCCACAGAGGACGUGGCUAUAGCCGAGGGUGUUGAUGAUGAGGAAGAAAUGGAAGAAAUAAGGGCUCGACUUGCUAAAGUUCGGUCACAAGUUUAGUCUUGCAGCCUCUACACUGCAUCUAUUUAACAUAUUUAGAUUAGAACAGGCGACUAAUAUUAUUGAUGGGAAAGAGAAAACUGACUGGGAUAGGCCGUUCGCGUGAUUAUCAAUGUAUAGAAUUUUUUAGUUUAUUAGAUUGAUUAAGUGCAAAACUGCAUUCACUGUUGAGGAUUUAUUGUACAGUGCUUAAAAUUGCCUUCAAGAAAAUAUGAGCUAAUUUCUUUUC
This is a messenger RNA of Lotus japonicus, 1208 nucleotides long. RefSeq names its product vacuolar protein sorting-associated protein 24 homolog 1-like. Lineage: Eukaryota; Viridiplantae; Streptophyta; Magnoliopsida; Fabales; Fabaceae. The transcript has 8 exons. Gene Ontology annotation, cellular component: multivesicular body; ESCRT III complex. Gene Ontology annotation, biological process: endosome transport via multivesicular body sorting pathway; late endosome to vacuole transport; protein transport. The coding region runs from base 257 to 979 and encodes 240 amino acids. The record is from RefSeq and is a predicted model, not a curated record.